GCAAGGUUUGUAAACAGUGUUGGCGGUGGCGGCGGCGGGAGUUAUUAUUUACCGGGAAUAUCUGCAUCAUCCUCCUCACCACUGAAGUAUUUCCCUCACCCACUGCACUGCGAGUUGUUCAACAUCAUAGGCACAAUGGAACAGGAGGAAUUGCAGUACGAUGAAGGUGUGGAUGCUGGCGAGGGUGGAGACGAAAACUUUGUAGGAGCAGGAGAUGAUGAUCAUCAGCUUAAUGAUACAGAUCAGUCCAUAGAAACAGAACUGGAAGCUAUUAAAGCACGAGUCAGGGAAAUGGAAGAAGAGGCAGAGAAAAUUCGCCAAAUUCAGUCAGAAGUGGAUAAACAGAUGAAUUUGGGUUCACCUCCUGGUGCUGCAGGGGCAACAUCACCACUCAAUAUGUCCCUGGAGGAAAAGAUGGAAGUGGAUGCACGUUCUAUAUAUGUUGGUAAUGUUGACUAUGGAGCAACAGCAGAAGAGCUUGAGCAACACUUCCAUGGGUGUGGUGCUGUCAACAGAGUUACUAUACUUUGUAAUAAAUAUGAUGGACACCCAAAAGGCUUUGCUUAUAUAGAAUUUGCAGAGAAAGACUCGGUUCAGAUGGCAAUGGCAUUAGAUGAGUCACUCUUCAGAGGAAGACAACUUAAGGUAAUGCCUAAACGUACAAACAAACCUGGAAUCAGCACCAGCAAUCGACCUCCAAGAGUUAUGAGGGUUGUAGGACGUGGACGAGGACGCUUUUACUCAGGCUACCGACCUAUGAGACGACCAUCCAGUUCCGAUAUCUUCCCUGCCCUGAACAGGGCCAUCAGCACUGAACAAUACUCUAAAUGAGAGAGCACAAGUGAU
Molecule: messenger RNA, 846 nt
Organism: Cherax quadricarinatus
Lineage: Eukaryota; Metazoa; Arthropoda; Malacostraca; Decapoda; Parastacidae
Product: polyadenylate-binding protein 2
Cellular component (GO): nucleus
Molecular function (GO): poly(A) binding
Source: RefSeq, a predicted model, not a curated record